Molecule: messenger RNA, 2620 nt
Organism: Nasonia vitripennis (jewel wasp)
Lineage: Eukaryota; Metazoa; Arthropoda; Insecta; Hymenoptera; Pteromalidae
Gene: Rab14
Product: Rab-protein 14
Exons: 8
Coding region: 1058-1714 (218 amino acids)
Biological process (GO): Golgi to endosome transport; endocytic recycling; phagosome maturation
Cellular component (GO): recycling endosome; Golgi apparatus; trans-Golgi network
Molecular function (GO): GTP binding; GTPase activity
Source: RefSeq, a predicted model, not a curated record
ACUCGCGCAAGUCAAGCCAAGAUAAGCGGAAGUGACGCUCGCAAUUGCAUUAGCACUUUAUCUGCUUCGUACUAGCAGAGCCGCGGCUAUUGGCCAUUUCCUAUGUAAAUGUGCGACGUUCAAGAAAAAUCACUUAGCUCGCGCAUAAACAGCAUAAUCGCAGCCGCCGCUUGACCGCGCCAGCUUGACGCGCAAUGCGAACCAGCCUUGUUUUACUCUCUUGAUUCCCAGGUGCGGAACUUUUAGGGGCUCCAAAGCUAGAACUACGCCCAACUCCUCUAAAUGUGGACAAGUAUAUCCGCGCGGAACAGUUGAUCAUUGGCAUUGCUCGGAAAUUCGACGAUUCCAAAAUUAUUUGUUGAACCUGUUCGCGAGUCGAGACUGUGCAGUAGGUGUACCUUCGUGUAUACUGCAUACAUAUACAUCUCGCGGGCGCUUGAGUCAGCUCAACCGCACGAGUGUCAGAAGACUCAGAAGAGAGAACGCGCAGCCCCCUCCCCCACUACGCUCUCCUCGCGGCUCGCGAUCAACUGUAUACAUAUAUAUGCUACUGUCGCUGCUGCUGCUGAUCAGAGCGCUCAAAUCGUACACUGUGCAGUGUGUGUAGCUUCUAGUUGGCUAGUUUUCGGCAACUGACGACAAGCAAGAGCAUCAGCAGAGUGUGCCAGCAGAGUGUGACGGGCUCAAGACAACUGCAGCAGUCAGCCGCAUACCAGCUGCGCGCGAAGCAAGACUCGCGGAUCCUUUUCGAGGGCCCCCCAUCAUCCAGCGCAGCAAAGCAACCUGCUCCGACUCCCCCUCUCUCCUGCAGUUAGCAGCUCCGAUUCUUGAAAAUACACAACUAAGCCGCAGUGGCCUAUGUGCAGCAGCUAUUUUUCAUCGAUAACUUUCAACAACUGGCUGCUCUGACGCAUACUACUUGCUGACUCCUCUUCGUCCUGAUACGACGACGUUCCACUCGGCCAGCUCGGGCUUACACAUCAGUAUCCGCCUGUCUGCGUAUACUCGCGGAAAGACUUGAACAUUUUGACGAACCAGCUCCGGACUUGCGUGCAAGAUGUCGGCAGGACCGUACAAUUACUCUUAUAUUUUCAAGUACAUCAUCAUAGGUGAUAUGGGGGUGGGAAAAUCAUGUUUACUCCACCAAUUUACAGAAAAAAAAUUUAUGGCUGACUGUCCUCACACUAUUGGUGUGGAAUUUGGAACGAGAAUUAUUGAAGUAGCAGGUCAAAAAAUUAAACUCCAAAUAUGGGAUACAGCUGGUCAGGAGCGUUUCAGAGCAGUUACAAGAUCUUACUAUCGUGGAGCUGCCGGUGCCCUGAUGGUUUAUGAUAUUACACGACGAUCAACUUACAAUCAUCUGAGCAGCUGGUUGACAGAUACAAGAAAUCUUACAAAUCCAAGCACUGUAAUAUUUUUAAUUGGAAACAAGAGUGAUUUGGAUGAACAACGAGAUGUUACUUAUGAAGAAGCAAAGCAGUUUGCUGAUGAAAAUGGACUGAUGUUUGUAGAAGCUAGUGCAAAAACGGGAGAUAAUGUAGAAGAAGCGUUUUUGGAAACGGCCAAGAAAAUCUUCCAGAGCAUACAAGAUGGCCGUUUGGAUCUGAAUGCAGCAGAAUCAGGUGUGCAACAUAAUCCAAGUCAGCCUGGUCGUACCAAUUUACAAGGGGUAUUAAGUGUACAACAAGGAGGGAAAGACUCAUGCUCUUGUUAAGCCACUAUUUAUCUGUAUAUAGGCCCUCUUAUGCAUUAAUAUUAAUAAUGCAUAAUACAUGAUUUACAUAAAAACAAGGAAAACUAUGCCCUGUCCAGAUAUUUGAUAACAAGUGUUUGUUCAAGGGCAGUCUUGAUAUCCAGGAUAUUUUUUUCAGUUGACAAAUUAUUAAAAAAAAAACUUUCAUAAUAUAAUGGCUUUUUUUAUAAAAUAUGAGUAACAUAAAUUUAUGAAGCAGAUAACUAAAAUGAUUUCUUACUAGAAAUAGCUUGAAAUCCACGAAUUUCACCCAACUAUUGGUAUUCAGCUUGGAAAACUAGUUUGCCAUAAUGAAAAAAAUAAUCGAUGAUAAAUAUUAUAUUGAUGGAUAAAUUAUUGAAUAAUCUAUCCUUACUGUGUUACAUAUACUUGAUGUUUGUAAGAUCAAGCAAAAUCAAGGAAUUAAGGAUUUGUUUCAUUCCUCUAUGCACUACAUUUAGAUUGUAAAAGGCGGGAACAAAAACUAUGAAAUGAUAAGGCCCGAUGGCGCGUAUUGUGAAAAAUAGUUUUUUCACAAGUCACACAUUUUGUAAAAACAAUGCGAGACUAAUCGCUAUUCUACACAAACAAACAAAAUUAUGAAAUAUUAAAUCAUGUAAGAAAAAUGUAGUGUCUAACAGUUUUCGAUUAGAUUGAUAAAUAAUAAUGAAUAAUAAUAUUAAGUAAGUAAAUAGUAAAUUGAACAUUUGUAUGACCGUUAUAAAAUGUAUUUAAAACUACUUUAAUGCCGUUAUGAAGGUGUGCUUUAUCUACUAAUACUAAAUUUUAAAUGGAAAAUUAUUGUAUUGUUAUUAUAAUUUAUAGCAUUAAAGAAAUUAUAAAUUGUAUGUAUAUAAAUGAUUUAUUUUGCUAAAUGCAAUCAAGUAA